AUGACGGAUGGGAUUAUCGAUGAGCCUCAUGUUCACAGUUUUGCAAACGCGCUCCCAGGAGCUGGUGUGCACGGCACAGCCUGUGUCAUCGUUCUUUUCGGGUCUGCCCAUCAUUCUCCAUUUUCUUGCAAUGUUUCCGUGGGAAUCUCCGUUUUCGCCGUCGCUCCACACUGCAUAUUCCUUUUCCACGACGUGAGGAGUGAAAAGGUUUAUGUAUUCCAGGCAAAAGGCUGCUUCGCGACGCUGUUGCCGAAAGAGAAGCGUUUUGCAGCAUUCGGGGAGUGGACGCGAUGGACAGAUCUUGUCCGAAUUGACUAUAAAGAUUUGGCACGGGUGAGGGUGCCAGCUGCCACCAAAUUAUCCCAAGAUACUGUGCUACUUCCGGAUGGACGCCAAUUCGACAUGAACAGUAUUUACAAUAACAAUCUGUCAGAUGCUGAUAAAAUGGACUUACUUUCCGAUUACUCGGCUCUAGAUGUCAUCAUCCUGGCCGCGAAAACUCGAGGAAGAGACACAGAAGUCAAAUCGUGGAUCUCCAAUGCUCGCACUGCCAGAGAAUCUCAAAGUCUCAUGUUCUUACGACGUGAGGAUUCGGGCGGACAGGCGAGAUUUUACCUCCUAUCCAUCCUGGAACACGCCGUCCGAAAGAGUAUCGUCGCAGAUCAGCCCGAGCUCAUGUGGCAGAAUAUCCGAACCUCAUCGGAAUCUAUAAAUGGUCUGAAAUUCAACCUUCACGACCAACACGCCAAGAACUGGCACGCAUUUGAGAAACAACUCAACUCAGAAUCAGACCUGUCGACGAAAAUGUAUCAAGUCUUUGACGAUGUCAUUACCACCAUGAACACAUACAAGGAAUGCGGGACGAGCUCUCCAGCAAUGCUGAUGCCCAUGACAUCCCCUCCAGUAGGAAAUGCCAGAGACCAGAGGAUGAGCCCUCUGUAUACUAGUCCCAACAAGCAGAGACAUGCCCCCUAUAUGUCGCGGAACAGAGCACAGAGAAAUUCCGCAGCGCAAGAUCUUCUAUUUCUUCACGAAUUCAAAGGAAAGAGGCAAUUCCACGGCAGCUCUCACCUGAGAGAGGCAAACUACAAUACUUGCUACGUCUGCGGACAAGAAGAUGUCAUUCAGACACUCCUACUACAGAAGUACCGAGGCGACGAAGAAACCCACAACUUCCCAACAAAACACAGUCACGCCAAACACAAAUACCCAAUGGUCCUUGGGAACUACCCCGAGACAGACAUAAUUCUACCAUUGACAUCCUGCGACGCCUGCGCAUGGCUCAUGAUUCAAGAAAAGGAGCUACCAAAUGGAGAGCGCAUCGAUGGCGCAUUACCAUUAGUCUCACUGGCUGAAAAUGUGAACCGACAACAAUGGAUAAACACGCUACUCAGAGUCUUCGGCAAUCGUUUCCACGAACGAAUCGUCCUACUAGUCUUCCUUUCCUCCCUCUACUCAACAAUAGAAGACAUAAUCACAAACGACGAACCAAACGCAUACGAUCUCAUCCAAAGUCUCAAAUGGUGCGCCCGGGCCUUGACCGAGUUACCUGGAAUUGCCAUCGCUGCGGGCCUCACUCCGGCCGGGACUCCAAUGUCCUACACAGUGGACGAGACGAUGUCACUACAGAAAGCCGUCGGGUUAAUAUUCUCGCCCAAAAGCGCGGCUCUGAUCGAGUCGUCGUUUUUGAUGUACCCGAUUGAUGGAUUUGUAGCCAUCGUCCACGUCGCUGAGGUCCUAGAGCGUGUUGAGCCGCACCAGAUUGAGAAAUUUGUGUGGAGAAGACUUCUUUACCAUUUUACUGAGCAGCAUAUCAAACUUCAUGCGCAGAUUGGAUUUGAUGAGGCGAAUUCGAAGCUCGAGGAAAUCAUAUUUGAGAGACCUCCUUCGUCAUCGAGCUCGGCAAAUAAAGACUUGGAUGAGCCGUUCCUGGUCGUGUCACCGAACGGACUGUCUACAUCUAUACAGAAGUUGGACGGGACGUAUCUUCUGCCUCCGUCUUCAGAUUACCUCGAGCAAUUCAGACGGAUGGAUUCAUUUUUUACGUCUAUUGAGACCACGACGAAGUACGAUGCUGCACUCGCUGUAUUUCUUCACAUGUUGUUGGAUAUCUCGGUUUCUCAGCAACGGGGCACUCUGGAUGUCCCCGACGUUUUCACACAGAUUCGAUAUAGGGCGGAUGAGAUAAAACGAUCUCAUGAGGAAUUGUAUGAUGUCUUUAUUGACCCGAAACUGAUCUCAGAAUCAGAUGCCGUCAGAUUGAUAGAGGCAUGGCAUCAGCAUGGCGAUAUUUCCCGCAAGAUCGCCUGA
Penicillium manginii is the source of this 2310-nucleotide messenger RNA. RefSeq lists its product as uncharacterized. The record is from RefSeq and is a predicted model, not a curated record. Lineage: Eukaryota; Fungi; Ascomycota; Eurotiomycetes; Eurotiales; Aspergillaceae. The transcript has a single exon. Bases 1 to 2310 code for a protein of 769 amino acids.